Messenger RNA from Cylindrotheca closterium, 2496 nucleotides. The record is from the annotation of a GenBank genome assembly. NCBI's taxonomy places the organism in Eukaryota, Bacillariophyta, Bacillariophyceae, Bacillariales, Bacillariaceae.
AUGAAGAUUCAAACUUCAUCAGCAUUAGUGAUCUUUGCAAUUAUUCUGAUCGUUGUAAAUGUUAAUCUCACUGGUGAAUUUUCGACCGGGUGGCGCCGCCUGAAUGAUGCUGGUCGUCCUGUUUCCGCUCAGUCGUCGUUGCCACCGAAAGAUGACUCUUCUAAGUGUUCACCUAACUUAGCUAAUAAUACACAUACAGACCAAGCUGUACAGCUUCCAAUUGCACAAUCGGUCAUACCUGACUCGUCAACAGGGAAACUCUUUAGAGGAGAAAAGAUUCGAGAUUUCUCACUUCCGAGGGCAGAGCUAACGAAGACAGAUAUUCCCAGCCAAUCGUUGCCUUUUGAGAAUGACUUUCGGGACAAGUGCACCAAGUGGGGUGUGGUGACUACCAUCUUUGAUCCUACGGAAGCUAUAUCGAGAGUCUCAAACCUGCCCGAGUGGUGCCUAGUCGUGGUGGCAGAUACCAAAACACCUACGAAUUAUAUGUCAACCUUUCAAACAAUGGGCGGAGCUACUGAAUCGACAUACUUUUUUUCGGUGGAACGUCAGAAAACAUGGGAACAACUGGAUGGACCCAUCGGUGACUUUGUGCGUACUAUGCCCUGGAGGCACUUUGGACGAAAGAAUCUGGGGUAUUUGUUUGCAAUCCUUCAUGGUGCCGAAUUCUUCUUUGAUUUUGACGACGACAAUUUCAUCAAAUUGGACGAGGAAACAGGAAAGCCUGUUGAAAUUCUUCCAUCAAUAGAAACACUCGACAAUGUGACCAUAGCAAUAUCUGGGCCAACAGCUUUCAACCAUCAUCCAAUGAUGAAACCGUCAAUUCCGGCUCCAUCCUGGGCGCGUGGAUUUCCUUUGCAGUACAUUAGGGACAAUACAACGGAAGGACAGGCGUUCUUUCAGCAGUCGAUGCCAUUUGUUUCCAAAUCGGCCUCAAUUGGUGUGAUUCAGUUCUUAGCCGAUGGAAAUCCUGAUGUCGAUGCCAACCAUCGAUUGACCCGUCCACUACCAAUGACAUUCGACAACAGUGAAAAUGCAACAAAUGUCCUCGUUCCAAAGCAUGCGUAUAGUCCAUACAAUGCUCAAGCUUCAAUCCAUACGCAACCCGCCCUUUGGGCAACCUUACUCCCUACAACAGUACCAGGUCGUGUUUCAGAUAUCUGGCGGUCGUACUUUGCUCAAUGCAUUUUUGCGGACUCGAACCUUCGGCUGGUCUUUGCGCCUCCGAAGAUUGAACAAAUACGAAACGAGCAUGACAUUUUGGCUGACUUUUCUGCCGAAAACGACUUGUAUAUCAAAAGUGGGAAGCUGAUUGAAUUUCUAUCAAGUUGGGACUCUGAGCACCUCCAUUUCCCCACGAGAGUAGAGCAGCUAUGGAUCGAUUUGUACGAACGAUCAUAUAUUGAAUUGGAUGAUGCUGUGGCAAUGCAAAAGUGGCUCAUGGCGCUGACUGCAAUGAACUACCAGUUUCCUGAGCUCAAGCCUAGAAUUCGUAACGUGGCACUGAUGGGUCAGUUUAAUUUUGCAGAUAAACCCAUCAUCACGACUCAAAUAAUGAUUUGGAGUCAGAAGAUGAGAGAGCGGUUCCAAAUGGUUGUUGCAGCGGCUCCAGUCGAUAACACAAAACUGGCGUAUUUGGAGGCUCAUCGCAUCGACGUAAUGCAAGCCAGCCAAUUAAAACCCAUUGGGGUUGGGGUUGGGUAUGGGGAAGACCUAGGUUUCUACAACCCGAUGAGCAACUUAAUGAGGACGUUGCUGCGUUUUGCAAACUCUUCGACAAUUGACGCAGUGCUCUAUGCGCACGAUGAUUCCCUGUUGAACCUGACCGAGCUAUCGGAAGGGAAGUAUCCUUUCCCCACCGACAAGAUUAUCGCCAAUCGACAACUACCGGAGGUUGACAAUAUCGAAUACGUUGAUCUAAGGACCACACCUGAUAGGGUGACAGCACAGAAACAAUCCCAUCGCGUUUUCCCGAAUGGCACAGUAUCUGAUGUAGACAAGACUAUUUUUGUGAAUUCUGCAAGCGAGUUAAGCAAGCAAAUCCCAAAUAUGCAUGACAAUUGGAUUCGAUGGCCGCAUGAAUACUGUGUACAAGCGCAACAGAAAAUGGCAAUGGACCCUGAAUUUGCAAAAUAUCUCGAUCCAGAUGGUUCAGCAUGGUUUGGCUUUCAAACACAAUCUGACUUUCUCAUGGUACCAACAAAGUAUGCCGAACCGUUUGCAGAAGCUGUAAACAUACACGUGAAACACUUGGUUUGGUUAGAGUGUGCUUUUGGUAAGAUAGUGGAUAUUCUUCAGCAGCAGUUGCAAGCACCCACCCGGCUAGUGAAACUUUGCACAAAAUUCAAAACCAAACAACGAGGCAGCUGGUCGCUGAUUCAUAGCUGCAAGUCUGAUGAGAGUAUAGCGGUGUUCCAUCCCUUCAAGAUGAAAGAGCGAUAUGAUAUUUUUUGGGAGAAAGUUGACGAUAUUAAUUUUCCGCUGGAGGCACAAUAA